AAUUGGAGGGUCCCUCCCCAAAUACCAAACCAAACCCAAAAGAACAAAAAUUCAAAGACAAUGUUCCUCUUGUUCCUCCCACACAACAACAACUAACAAAAAUCUCAGACAGGCAGUUGUGGUGGUUUUGUUUGUUGGGGGCCAUCAUCAUCAUCUUCUUCUUCUUCUUCUCACUCCUCUUCUAAUGGUAGUUGUCCAAGCUUCCAAGCUCAGCCUCCCAAACCCUUCUCUCUCCUCCCCUCCCCAAAUAACUUCCCUCCAGUUUGAACCCCAUUCUCUCUCUCUAGCCCUCAUGCACUCUGACUCCACUUUUUCUCUCUACCCCUCUCUCUCCUCCCCUCUUUCCCUCUCCUCUCUCCCUCCUCCCCAAACCCUAGUUGCCCCUCCCUCCUCUUCCUCCACCUUCCUCCUCCUCCAAAACCCAGACCCUAACCCCAACACCCGGACCCUCUUCAUUGCAUCCGGCCCUCACAGAGGUGGGUCCCAGGUCCUGCUCAGGUUCUACAUUCUGCAGAAUCAGAAACAAUUCGUGAGGGCUCAAGUCAUUUGCACCCAGAAAGGGAUAAAAUUUGAUGGGAAAUUGGGGGUUUUGGUGGAUGCCCAUCAUGGGGUUUCGAUUAAGCUUGCCGGGUCGGUCAAUUUCUUCGCCAUGUACUCCGUUUCGAGCUCAAAGAUAUCGGUUUUUUCUGUGAAAGUGAUUGGUGAUGGCGACAAUGGUGAUGAUGGGGCGGUUGUGAAGUUGAUGAGGUGUGCUGUGAUUGAGUUGCAAGCUGGUUUGGUCGAUUAGCAUUUCGUUUGGGGUCUUGAUCUUAGGAGAAGAUAAUGGAGUUAGGGUUUUUAAUUUGAGGCAGCUUGUUAAAGGGCGGGUUCGAAAGGCCAAGACUUUGAGUUCGAGUUUGGAAAAUGAGGGCCGAAAUUUGGGUUUUCCUAAUGGGGUGGUUGGUGAUCAUGUGCAUAGUAAUUUGGGGGAUUGUGGAAAUAAGCAAGGAGGCGACAAAUGUGGUUGCGUUGAGGGGAGUUCGGAGAUGACUUGCAGUGGUAACUUGUGUGGGAAGAAUGAUAGGAAUUAUGUUUCUGGUAUUUCUUGUGGCCUAGGACAUGGGUGCUACUCAUGUAAGCAAGGUGCUGUCCUUUGGUUAAAAUCAUAAGGAUGCCUCUAGAUGUCAAGCAGAGGUCUGUGAAACUGAAACAAGACUCUUGUGAAGAGGGAGUGUUUUUUGUGGAAUUCAAAGGAAAGGAGCUUGAAACCUCAAAAUCGAAAAGAGUGAUACCAGCUAAGGCACUUUCUAUUGAAGCACUGUCCCCCAACAAAUUUCUAGUCUUGGAUUCUGAUGGAGGUUUACGCAUUUUGCACCUCUCUAGUCCUAUAAUUGGAUUAGAAAUAACUUCUUGUGUGCAGCAGUUGCCUCACAUUAUGAAAGUGCAAAAGCUGGCUGUUCUUCCUGAUAUAGAUUCAAGAACUCAAUAUGUGUGGGCAUCAGAUGGAUACAAUUCUGUGCAGAUGUUGUUGGCAUCUCACAUGGAUAUUGCGGAAAAUGAGAAAAAUAACAGUGAGGAAAAACUGAUUCAUGUCUCAGUUCUUCUCACAAUUUUUGCCAGCGAAAGAAUUCAAGAUCUUAUUCCUAUGGCUGCAAAUGCUAUUUUAAUUCUUGGACAAGGCAGGAAGCUUGUAUACGUAUGCGAUUUCUUGAAGUUGCAUAGUUACAACCGCCUUUUCUAUUGGACUUCUGAAUUCCGGGCCUAGAGGAGCUCAGCCAGUUUGAUUGAGAUUCUGGGGUGUCCUUGGAUCUUUGAUUUCCAUGGUCCUUGCGUUGUUUAUGUUACCAAAGUCUGGAGCUGCAGUUUUCCCCCUUACUCUAAGGUGAUAGAGACUUAGAGAGUGCUGAGCAGUUGAAGGUGGUAUGGGGUCGGGACCAGUUGGGUGCCUGCCCUUGCUUUCCAAAUUCUAAGGUUGAUUAUUUCAGCAACUGAAAGCUACUUCCGUUGUUCAACCAACUUCAUGAGCUACAACUUAAGGCAUACGUGAACGUAUUUGCUGGUGGUUCCUGUGUUACCUCAGGUUGUCUACUGGAGAAGUGAACCUGCAUUCAACUCAAGGUAAAACACGCCAUCAGAAGUCUUGCAAGUAUAUUGACUGGUAUGGAUGAAACCGGUACUCUUGAGACUUUCAGUUCUUAAAUUUUACGAGGCGUGUAAUAAAGCUUUCUGGUCGAAACAUUAACUGGGCAAGCGCCCCUCGGUUAAUUCUCGUAUAAUUUUAUGCGUGUGGUUCUAUCAGGUGCCGUGUUCGGUAUUAAUGGGUACCAAUGGAAAUGAAAAUAUAGGUUGUUGGAACUCUUUUGCCUUCA
This is a messenger RNA of Malus domestica (apple), 2348 nucleotides long. Lineage: Eukaryota; Viridiplantae; Streptophyta; Magnoliopsida; Rosales; Rosaceae. The record is from RefSeq and is a predicted model, not a curated record.